This is a messenger RNA of Cottoperca gobio, 1758 nucleotides long. RefSeq lists its product as uncharacterized. The transcript is spliced from 5 exons. Bases 79 to 1029 code for a protein of 316 amino acids. Gene Ontology annotation, biological process: generation of catalytic spliceosome for second transesterification step. NCBI's taxonomy places the organism in Eukaryota, Metazoa, Chordata, Actinopteri, Perciformes, Bovichtidae. The record is from RefSeq and is a predicted model, not a curated record.
UACUAUGUGUCACGUGACAUUGUUUUGUAUGGGACGCCGCGGUGACGGUCUUGCAGACUCUCGGAAGUAAAGCUUGAAAUGGCAAGAAACGAGGAGAAACAGCAAGGGAAAUUGAACAGACUAUGGCUCCAGAAAGAGAGAGAGGAAGGACGCCUCAAAGAUGUUCUUGAGCGGAGACCCAAGCUGUCUACUCUUAAUUCAGCUUCCUCUGUGAAAAAGUGGAUCCUCAGCAUCAAGAAUGAAAUAGAGUAUUAUUUGCAGCAAUCCCAGCUGUUUCAUUACCCGGAGAGGAAGAUAGCCGAGUUCCAGCUGCACAUUGAGGCGUUAGAAAAAGAGUACAAACGCUUCAUCGCCAAACUACGGGUUCUUGACCCAACAUGCAAACACAAGCCAUGGACUCCUCGAGCAUACUGCAAAAGAAGAGCAGACGCACAUGACUCUCCAAGUAUCGUUAAAAACCCUCGGCCCUGUGAGUCUCAUGAUGGUGGCAGUCUGUUGAGUGGAAGUGAGAGAGACUUGCCCAGCAAUUGGACAAGAUGUCACAAAGCCUCAGUGCCUGAGAGAUGGGAACCUCUCAGCCAUUCGGAGAACAGGGUUCAAACCUCUGUCCACAGCAACCUAAACUCAGAAACCUCAGAGGCCGUCUGUGCAGACCAGGACCAGCCCCUCUCUUUCGACCACAGAAGGCUGGCGAUUGCCGCUGCUGCGUUCAGAGGGCCACCAGUUCAGCGAGACUCCUCUCAAACACAGAGCCUAGCCAGGGUGCUGCAGUCUGGCCUGCCAAACCUUGUUAACGCUUCAUUAAGGCAAACAUUUUCAACCCAGAGCAGAGACACACAGAAUCAUGAUGGUGCAUCGAUGGGAUCUGUUGUUGGACAGAAAAGUGUCGUCCAAGAGCGUAAGUCAGACUGUGAAGCAGCAGAAAGGAUACCUGGGAAAUCAUCCAAUACUGGGACGACAGAGGAGAGGACAGGCCAUGUCCUGGGACUAGACUGUUACUCUUCUUCUGAUGAGGAAUGUGACACAUGAUGCUUUUUGAUCAUGAAAUGUAAUGGUCUACCGCAUUUUGAGUUCAUUCAAAGACUUCCUCAUUUUUUGAUCGAAGAUUUUCUUGAAUUUCUAGGAUUUUGUGAUUUUGAGCUAAAUUGAACUCAUUCUUUUAGACAUUAAGACUGUGGAUCACAAUCUCUCCAUAUGUAAUUGCUACACAGAGAAGCUGAAUAUUCACUCAAAAGUCCUGCGUAAGGGAAAAUGAAUCUUCUCAAGUAAGAUAUGAGUAAUGUCAUUCAUUUCAGGUUGAGAAAUGUAUUGUGAAUUUCAGGUUACUUUUGUGUAAUCAGUCAUGACCGCACCAAUCUCCAUUAUGCAACAGAGUGAGAAAGCUAUACUUGCUGAUUCAGUGAUUCAUUUUAGCCUCAUUAACUGGAGCACACUGAACACUACCCGGUUAGACCCCACAACCCCUCCCUCCCACUUAACCCACUCUGUGCUGCCUCUGCCGUUGCUGCUGCGAGGACCGCAUGACACUUCUGGGAAACAGACACUUCAGCUUGAGUGCAGAAAGCCUGUGCAGUUUAUGGUUAAGUUUGCCCUUUUAGUUGAAACUCUGUAUGCACACUACAAGGUGGGGUUUCUUUUGUCUCUGCAAGUGCCCAGAGAAAGGAAAUGAAACUUUUGCAACAGUGGACAGAGAGAAUGCCUGAGAGUUUCCUUUGCAGGUACCAACAUAAACACAAAUAAAGAAAGAAUACACUUUUA